UUUAUGAAAAAAAGAAUAAAAUUGUGUAGAUUUUGUUAUUUACAAGACUUUUUGUCCUUAGCAAUAAAUUAAAAAGUAGUUCCAAAAAAGCUGUACCUUUCCGUACACCAUCUGAUCCGCGCGCCAUAUUUUCUGUACCCACGCGCCUUCCCAGCGCGUGUGCGUGAAUAAAAGAGCUUGCGAGUAUAUAUUAGAAGGUGGAGAGACCUGCGUCACUUUCCAUUCCAACUCCAUCUCCGUCUCCGUUACUUGCUUCUACACUCUUCGUUAGAGAUGGCGGCGAAUGAUGAAGCAAUGGAGGCUCUCAAGAGAGAAGCAGUUGAUUUGGAGAAUAUUCCGAUCGAAGAGGUGUUUGAUAAUUUGAGGUGCACCAAAGAGGGGCUUUCGUCGGAGGAUGCUAUCAGGAGGCUCGAAAUUUUCGGCUACAACAAGCUUGAGGAAAAGGAGGAGAGUAAGGUUUUGAAGUUCUUAGGGUUUAUGUGGAAUCCUCUGUCAUGGGUGAUGGAAGCUGCAGCAAUUAUGGCGAUUGCUCUCGCGAAUGGAGGAGGUAAACCACCAGAUUGGCAGGAUUUUGUCGGUAUCAUCACUCUUCUUGUGAUAAACUCAACCAUAAGUUUCAUAGAGGAGAACAACGCCGGAAAUGCCGCCGCUGCUCUCAUGGCUCGGCUUGCACCCAAAGCAAAGGUUCUCCGUGAUGGACACUGGAAUGAGGAAGAUGCCGCUGUUCUUGUUCCAGGUGACGUAGUCAGUAUCAAAUUGGGCGAUAUAAUUCCUGCCGAUGCUCGUCUUCUUGAUGGUGAUCCUUUAAAGAUAGAUCAGUCUGCUCUAACUGGAGAAUCCCUUCCAGCGACGAAAAGCCCAGGUGAUGGUGUAUACUCUGGUUCUACUGUCAAACAAGGGGAGAUUGAAGCAGUAGUCAUUGCAACAGGCGUACAUACCUUCUUCGGCAAGGCUGCCCAUCUAGUAGAUUCCACUAAUCAAGUCGGACAUUUUCAGAAGGUCUUGACGGCGAUUGGAAAUUUCUGCAUCUGUUCUAUUGCAGUGGGAAUGGUUAUCGAGAUCAUUGUAAUGUACCCUAUUCAACACCGUGAUUAUCGUCCGGGAAUCGAUAAUCUGCUUGUGCUUCUUAUUGGAGGAAUUCCAAUUGCAAUGCCGACAGUAUUGUCUGUGACAAUGGCAAUUGGUUCGCACCGUUUGUCCCAGCAGGGCGCCAUCACUAAAAGAAUGACAGCAAUUGAAGAAAUGGCCGGCAUGGAUGUGCUUUGCAGUGACAAAACCGGAACGUUGACCCUGAACAAACUAAGUGUUGACAAAAAUCUUAUUGAGGUCUUUUCUAAAGGAGUGGAUGCAGAUACUGUUGUCUUAAUGGCUGCCCGAGCCUCCCGGAUCGAAAACCAAGAUGCCAUCGAUGCUGCAAUAGUGGGGAUGUUGGCGGACCCCAAGGAGGCAAGGGCUGGAAUUCAAGAGAUUCAUUUCUUACCUUUCAACCCGACUGAUAAGCGCACAGCUCUAACUUACUUAGACAAUCAAGGUAAAAUGCAUCGAGUCAGCAAAGGUGCCCCUGAACAGAUAUUAAACCUUGCCUACAACAGAUCUGAGAUUGAGCGAAGAGUUCAUUCUGUCAUUGAUAGCUUUGCUGAGCGUGGAUUACGAUCUCUUGCAGUAGCAUACCAGGAAGUUCCGGAAGGAACAAAGGAGAGUCCCGGAGGUCCAUGGAGAUUUGUAGGACUCAUGCCUCUCUUUGAUCCUCCUAGGCAUGACAGUGCCGAGACUAUAAGAAGGGCUCUCAAUCUUGGCGUAAAUGUUAAAAUGAUUACCGGUGAUCAACUAGCAAUAGCAAAGGAAACAGGGCGUCGUUUGGGUAUGGGGACCAACAUGUAUCCUUCAUCUUCUCUAUUAGGACAUAACAAAGAUGAGUCCAUCGUUGCUUUGCCUGUUGACGAGUUGAUUGAAAAGGCUGAUGGCUUUGCCGGUGUUUUUCCUGGUAUGAUUAAAUUUAGUAUUUAUUUUUUAUGCGUAUACUAUAUAUUUAAGUUAGCAUAUAUAUAUAUUUUAAAUUUUACUUUCUCAUUUCCAGAGCACAAGUAUGAAAUUGUCAAGCGGUUACAAGCUCAGAAACAUAUAUGUGGGAUGACCGGAGAUGGGGUGAACGAUGCACCUGCUCUGAAGAAGGCUGAUAUAGGAAUAGCUGUUGCAGAUGCUACUGAUGCUGCUCGAAGUGCAUCUGACAUUGUACUUACCGAACCUGGUCUAAGUGUAAUCAUCAGUGCUGUUCUAACUAGUCGAGCAAUUUUUCAGAGGAUGAAAAAUUACACUAUAUAUGCUGUUUCCAUCACGAUACGUAUUGUGCUUGGUUUCAUGUUGCUUGCACUCAUAUGGAAGUUCGACUUCCCACCGUUUAUGGUUCUGAUAAUUGCCAUUCUAAAUGAUGGUACCAUCAUGACAAUAUCAAAGGACAGGGUGAAACCAUCUCCUUUACCAGACAGCUGGAAGCUAGCUGAGAUUUUCGCCACAGGCGUUGUUCUUGGAGGCUACUUAGCAAUGAUGACAGUCAUUUUCUUCUGGGCAGUAUACGAUACUGAUUUCUUCCCGAGAGUUUUUGGAGUUAAGUCCCUCGAGAGAACAGUAAACCUAAACUUCAAAAUGCUCGCCUCUGCAAUAUACUUGCAAGUGAGUAUAAUAUCUCAGGCUCUCAUAUUUGUGACAAGGUCUAGAAGUUGGUCCUUUAUCGAACGUCCAGGACUUCUACUAGUUGGUGCUUUCCUUGUUGCUCAGCUUAUUGCUACACUAAUUGCAGUAUACGCAAACUGGAAUUUUGCUGCAAUAGAAGGCAUAGGGUGGGGUUGGGCGGGGGUUAUAUGGCUAUAUAACAUCGUAUUCUACUUCCCACUUGAUAUGAUCAAAUUCUUCAUCAGAUAUGCAUUGAGUGGAAAGGCUUGGGAUCUCGUUAUUGAGCAAAGGAUUGCUUUUACGAGAAAAAAAGAUUUCGGUAAGGAAGAUCGUGAACUGAAGUGGGCACAGGCACAAAGGACCCUCCAUGGGCUUCAUCCACCUGAGAAGCAAUCUGGUGACCGAACUAAUUACAAUGAGCUUAAUCAGAUAGCUGAAGAGGCAAAAAGACGAGCAGAAAUGGCAAGGCUGAGAGAAUUGCACACUCUGAAAGGGCACGUUGAAUCUGUUAUAAAGAUGAAGAAUCUUGACAUAGACACGAUUCAACAAUCGUACACGGUUUGAGUUUGGAGAAUUAAGGUUGCCUCUAUGUAAAGAAAUCAGAAUUUUGGAAUGUAAAGAAACCGAGUGGCUCUAUGUAUGAUGAACAAUGUCCACUUUUAAUACGGCAAAAUGCCAUAGGUGUAGUGUUGUAUCAGACGGUGAACAUUUGAUGCUACUUUCUCUGUUUUUGUUUGCUUUGCUGCUUG
This is a messenger RNA of Erythranthe guttata (spotted monkey flower), 3419 nucleotides long. The record is from RefSeq and is a predicted model, not a curated record. NCBI's taxonomy places the organism in Eukaryota, Viridiplantae, Streptophyta, Magnoliopsida, Lamiales, Phrymaceae.